AUCUUGACAAAUCAUACCACUGCUACUUGGGUCUCCUAUAGUACACCACUUCCACUCUCAAAAUAUCAAAACCUCAGAUUUCUCAAUCAUGGUACCUCCCUCAACAAUUCCCCCCUCUCUUCAUCAUUUGGCCUCUGCUCAUCAUUUUCCUAAUUCUGAGUCCUUCUUCUUCAAGAAGCCCAUUCUCAGAACACUAAAUCAUGUUGUUCACUCUGCUUUACAAUCUCCUCCACUGCUUGAUUUCCCAAAAAGCCCCCUUUCUCAGCCUCGAAUUACUACCAAACCCGAAACUACCGCUUCUCCACCUUCCUGGAACCCAAUGCAAAAAGUAGCAUCAAUGGCAUUAGAUGCGGCCGAGAGAGCGUUAAUCUCGCGUGAACUCCAACACCCACUUCCAAAAACAGCCGACCCACGAGUUCAGAUCUCCGGGAACUUCGCUCCGGUGCCGGAACAGUCCGUAUGCCAUUCCCUCCCCGUCACUGGCACUAUUCCCGACUCCAUUAAUGGCGUUUAUGUCCGAAACGGUGCUAACCCAUUAUUCGAGCCCGUCUCUGGGCACCACUUGUUCGACGGUGACGGCAUGAUCCAUGCUGUUAGUUUACGCGGCGGCUCUGCUAGCUAUGCCUGCCGAUUUACUGAGACGGAGAGACUCGUCCAGGAACGGAAGCUCGGUCGGCCAGUGUUCCCCAAGGCCAUCGGUGAGCUCCAUGGGCACUUGGGUGUAGCCCGACUCCUCCUCUUCUACGCUCGCGGACUCUUCGGCCUUCUCGACCACCACCACGGCGUCGGCGUCGCCAACGCUGGCUUAGUCUACUUCAAUGGCCGCCUCCUCGCAAUGUCAGAAGACGACCAUCCUUACCACGUCCAUAUUACUCCUUCCGGUGACCUCGAAACCGUGGGGAGAUACAGUUUCCAGGAGCAGCUCAAAUCGAACAUGAUUGCUCACCCGAAAGUCGACCCAGAGUCCGGCGAGUUAUUCUCCCUGAGCUACGACGUUGUCUCGAAGCCGUAUCUGAGAUACUUGCGGUUCUCACCGGACGGAGAGAAAUCACGAGACGUGGGAAUUCCUUUACCAGUUCCUACAAUGACGCACGAUUUCGCAAUUACAGAGAACUUCGUGGUGAUUCCGGACCAGCAAGUAGUGUUCAAGCUCCAAGAAAUGAUCACGGGAGGAUCUCCGGUGAUCUACGACAAGUCAAAGAAAUCAAGGUUCGGAAUUCUCUCGAAGAAUGCGGGAAACGCAUCAGAUAUCAUCUGGAUUGAAUGCCCAAACACGUUCUGCUUUCAUCUCUGGAACGCUUGGGAGGAAGAGGCGAACGAAAUCGUCGUCAUCGGCUCUUGCAUGUCACCGCCGGAUUCCAUUUUCAACGAAAGCGAAGAGAAGUUGGAGAGCGUGCUGUCGGAAAUCAGACUGAACCUCAUCACCGGUGAGUCAACACGCCGCCCCAUUAUCUCAGAGCAAAUGAACUUGGAAGCAGGAACGGUGAACCGAAACCGACUGGGGAGGAAAACCCGGUUCGCUUAUCUCUCGAUCGCAGAGCCAUGGCCGAAGGUGAGUGGAUUCGCGAAGGUGGAUUUGAUGACAGGAGAGGUGACAAAAUACAUGUAUGGCGAAGAAAGAUACGGAGGAGAGCCAUUUUUCUUGCCGGGAGAGAGUAAGGAGGGAGAAGAAGACGAGGGGUACGUUCUGAGUUUUGUUCACGACGAGAAGACAUGGAAGUCGGAGCUGCAGAUCGUUAACGCCAAGGAAAUGAAGGUGGAAGCCACCGUGAAGCUUCCGUCAAGAGUGCCGUACGGUUUUCAUGGGACGUUCGUGGACGCUAAGGAUUUGGCAAAGCAGGCGUAGGACAAGACAAAAUGGCACAGUUAGUAACAGUCAUAUAAAUCACAGUAUUUAUGACAAUGUAUAUAGUGAUGCCUUUUGUUUAUAAGUGAUUCAUUUCUCGGUCUGAAUUUUGGUAGAGCCAGUCAUAAGUUUUGAUUACAUUUAUUACUACCUCCUCCGCUCUUUAAUAUAAGAUCCCGUUUGACUUU
Neltuma alba is the source of this 2034-nucleotide messenger RNA. Its product is annotated as 9-cis-epoxycarotenoid dioxygenase NCED2, chloroplastic-like. The transcript has a single exon. Gene Ontology annotation, cellular component: chloroplast stroma. Gene Ontology annotation, molecular function: carotenoid dioxygenase activity. The record is from RefSeq and is a predicted model, not a curated record. The coding region runs from base 89 to 1846 and encodes 585 amino acids. NCBI's taxonomy places the organism in Eukaryota, Viridiplantae, Streptophyta, Magnoliopsida, Fabales, Fabaceae. Gene Ontology annotation, biological process: carotene catabolic process.